Molecule: messenger RNA, 3264 nt
Organism: Bacidia gigantensis
Lineage: Eukaryota; Fungi; Ascomycota; Lecanoromycetes; Lecanorales; Ramalinaceae
Gene: KRE33
Product: killer toxin resistant protein
Exons: 3
Coding region: 1-3264 (1087 amino acids)
Biological process (GO): rRNA acetylation involved in maturation of SSU-rRNA
Cellular component (GO): 90S preribosome; nucleolus
Molecular function (GO): 18S rRNA cytidine N-acetyltransferase activity; ATP binding; tRNA binding
Source: RefSeq, a predicted model, not a curated record
AUGCCUCGAAAAGCCAUAGACUCGCGCAUUCCGACCCUGAUACGCAACUGCGUUCAAGAAAAGAAACGAAGCUUCUUCAUCAUCGUGGGCGAUCGAGCGAAAGAUGUCAUCGUUCACUUGCAUUACAUACUCACAAGUGUGGACAUAAAGCAGAACAAGUCAGUAUUAUGGGCGUAUAAGAAGGACCUCCUGGGCUUCACGAGUCACAGGCGAAAGAGAGAGCAGAAGAUUAAGAAGGAGAUCAAGCGGGGCAUUCGAGAACCGAAUACCGAAGAUCCUUUUGAAUUAUUCCUUACACUGCACAAUAUCCGUUAUGUCUACUACAAGGAGACAGAAAAGAUCCUGGGUAAUACCUUUGGAAUGUGUAUACUGCAGGAUUUCGAGGCUGUCACCCCCAACCUCCUCGCGCGGACCAUUGAGACCGUCGAAGGGGGAGGCAUGGUCCUCUUGCUCUUGAAAGGCAUGAAAAGCUUGAAGCAGCUCUACACUUUGACUAUGGAUAUACAUUCUCGGUAUCGCACUGAGGCGCAUGAUGAUGUAGUAGCUCGCUUCAAUGAGCGAUUUGUGCUCUCCCUCGGUGGCUGCGAAUCGUGUCUCUUCGUGGAUGACGAAUUGAACGUGUUGCCCAUCUCAGGUGGUAAGAAUGUGCAACCGUUGCCUCCUCCCAGCUCCGAGCAGGAAGAAAAAAGCGAAUCUCGAAAAGAGCUUGAUGGCAUCAAGGAGAGUCUCGCAGACUCCCCACCUGUAGGUCCUCUAGUGAAGAUUGCGAAGACUGUAGAUCAGGCGAAGAGCCUGCUUACUUUUGUCGAUGCCAUAGCUGAGAAGACGCUCAGGAGCACAGUGACGCUGACAGCCGCGAGAGGAAGAGGGAAAUCUGCAGCACUCGGCGUUGCAAUCGCUGCCGCAGUAGCGCAUGGAUAUAGCAACAUUUUCAUAACGUCUCCUAGUCCAGAAAAUCUCAAGACAUUAUUUGAAUUCAUUUUCAAAGGCUUCGAUGCUUUAGAUUAUCUUGAUCACAUUGAUUACACCAUCAUUCAAUCAACUAAUCCAGACUUCAACAAGGCUAUCGUUCGUGUCAAUAUUCACCGUCAGCAUAGACAGACCAUACAAUAUAUUCAGCCCCAAGAUGCGUAUGCGCUAGGUCAGGCAGAACUUCUUGUCAUUGAUGAAGCUGCGGCCAUUCCACUGCCUCUCGUCAGGAAAUUGAUGGGUCCGUUUCUGGUUUUCAUGGCUUCAACAAUUAAUGGGUACGAAGGUACAGGGCGGUCACUGUCAUUGAAACUGAUACAGCAACUUCGAGAUCAGUCAAGAGGCGGUAAAGUGUCUAAGCCUACCGAUGAUGGUGAGGUCACCAGUCGAUCUGCAGAUGCAAAGACAAAUGGUGACACCUCAAUCCAAAGCAGGUCGCUCAGGGAGAUCACGCUUGCCGAACCCAUACGGUAUGCUCAAGGAGACGCCGUGGAGAAAUGGCUCAACAAAGUACUUUGCCUAGAUGCCAGCUUGCCGACCUCAAAACUCGGCGUUCAAGGUUGCCCUCAUCCCUCGAAGUGCGAAUUACUUCAUGUCAAUCGGGAUACGCUGUUCUCUUUUCAUCCCGUGUCUGAGAAGUUCCUCCAGCAGAUGAUAGCUCUCUAUGUCGCGAGUCACUAUAAGAACUCUCCAAACGACUUGCAGCUCUUGAGCGACGCGCCCGCUCACCAACUCUUCGUUCUUGUGCCUCCCGUGGACGAUAAUAGCACGAGAUUACCGGAGCCACUUUGUGUCAUACAAGUUGCUUUGGAAGGGCAGAUUAGCAAGCGGAGUGUGAUCAAUAGCCUGAGUCGUGGCCAAAGGGCCGGCGGUGAUCUCAUCCCGUGGCUUGUCAGCCAGCAAUUUCAAGAUGACGAGUUUGCUGGUUUGUCGGGAGCACGAAUAGUUCGCAUAGCCACGAAUCCUGAAUAUGUCAAUCAGGGCUACGGAAGUCGUGCUCUGAGCCUGCUCAUAGACUUUUACGAAGGCAAAUUUGCAAACCUAUCAGAAAGCGACGUCGCUCAAGACGAGUCGAUUGUUCGAGUGACGGACGCUGAAAUUGAAAGCUCCACACUCCAACUCGACAAUGUCAAAGUUCGCGACAUCAAUAGCAUGCCACCAUUAUUCUCACGUCUCUCAGAACGUCGACCGAACUACCUUGACUACCUUGGCGUCUCCUACGGACUCACGCAACCCCUGCACAAAUUCUGGAAGAGAAGCUCCUUCUCCCCCGUCUAUCUUCGUCAAACACCAAAUGAACUCACCGGCGAGCACACUUGCGUCAUGAUCCGGACCCUCUCCUCCGGCCAUGCCGAUGAAAAAGGCAGCGCUUGGCUCGGCGCCUAUGCCCGCGACUUCCAAAAACGAUUCUUUUCCUUACUAUCCUUCCAAUUCCGAGCCUUCCCCUCCAUCCUCGCUCUCAGCAUCAACGAAUCUGCCACCGCAGGCGCAAAGCUAGACGACUCAUUUGACACCAGACCUCUGACCAAGACCGAGCUCGACGACUCGUUCUCCCCGUACGACCUAAAGCGUCUAGACAGCUACGCCAACAACAUGCUCGACUACCACGUCAUUCUAGACAUGGUCCCCGCCAUAGCGACCCUAUACUUCUCAGGCCGCCUCAAACCAGCCGUCACACUCACGGCCGUCCAGUCAUCUAUCCUCCUCGCGAUCGGCCUGCAGCGAAAAGUUCUCGAGGAUAUCGAGAAGGAACUUACCUUACCAGUCAGCCAGCUACUCUCCAUGUUCGUCCGUCUCAUCCGAAAAAUCUCCUCUCAUUUCCGCCAACUACUCGAAGGCGCGGUGGAAGAAUCAAUGCCCGACUCUGUCCAACCUUCCGACCCUGCAGAAAACGGCGAUGCCCCCGACGACCCGCCAGCGAAAUACGCACCACUUGCAAGAGAUCUGAACGAAGAGCUCAAAGCCGGUGGGGACGAAGUCGACCAGGCGCUCAAAGAGAAGCAGAGAGCCUUGAUCGAUGCCUUACCGCUUGAUAGGUACGAGAUUGAGAGUGGUGGCGCGGGGUGGGAGGAGGCGGAGGAAAAAGUUCAGAGGUCGCAGGCGAAGGGUGGGGCGGGGGAUGUUACGGUUAGUGUGAGGAGUGAGAGGAAAGAGGGAGGGAAGGGAGGGAUGGGAGGGAUGGGGAAGAAGAGGAAGGGGGAGAGUGCGGAGGAGGUGUAUGCGGAGGAGAUUGGACGGAAGGAGGAGAAGAGGUUGAGGAAGGGGAUGGCGAAGGCGAAAGGGAAGGGGCGGUGA